AUGGUGAUGGCGGACAGCACUGGUUCAAAUGUCUCUAGUCGGCAGAGAUCGGGGGACCUACUUCACGCUGGCUUGGCAGUGGCACUGUUACUGGGUAUCUGGAGUGUUGCUGGAUUAGAGGUCUCCACAGGAAAAGUGUCCACGCUGGAAGCCAUGAACGGCUCCACAGUGCUGCUGCCAUGUACCUACUCCUCCUGCAUCGGCAUCAAGAACCUCUACUUCAACUGGACCAAAAAUGGAACCAUGCUCUGUGAGGCUGUGAUUCCUAUUGAGGGAGUAGAACCUAAAGUGUCCGUGUUUCAUGAGCGUGUGGAGUUUGUGGGCUCCUCCAAAUCCAACAACAUUUCCAUCCUGCUGUGGAACAUCACCUUUGAAGAUGAAGGGGAGUAUGUUUGCUUCGCCAAGAACCCAAAGGAGAAAAACCGAAACCACAGUGCAAUCUUCACCUUGAUAGUAGUGGACCAAGUGAAGGAGGUUGACAACACACUGACAGUGAUCAUAGUGUCAGUGCUGGGUGGAGUCAUUGGCUUAGUUAUCCUCAUCAUGGUCAUAAAGGCUUUGGUGGUCCGCUUCCUGUGCAAGGGCGACGAGAAGAAUAAAGAGUGCCUGGUGAGCUCAGGGAACGACAACACAGAGAAUGGACUUUCAGGAGCCAAAGGAGAAAAACAAGGGACACCAAAAGCCUGA
Messenger RNA from Boleophthalmus pectinirostris (great blue-spotted mudskipper), 687 nucleotides. Its product is annotated as sodium channel subunit beta-4-like. Bases 1 to 687 code for a protein of 228 amino acids. NCBI's taxonomy places the organism in Eukaryota, Metazoa, Chordata, Actinopteri, Gobiiformes, Gobiidae. Gene Ontology annotation, biological process: cardiac muscle cell action potential involved in contraction; regulation of ventricular cardiac muscle cell membrane repolarization; regulation of sodium ion transmembrane transporter activity. Gene Ontology annotation, molecular function: sodium channel regulator activity; transmembrane transporter binding. The transcript has 5 exons. Gene Ontology annotation, cellular component: voltage-gated sodium channel complex; membrane. The record is from RefSeq and is a predicted model, not a curated record.